Molecule: messenger RNA, 12299 nt
Organism: Cheilinus undulatus (humphead wrasse)
Lineage: Eukaryota; Metazoa; Chordata; Actinopteri; Labriformes; Labridae
Product: kalirin-like
Exons: 57
Coding region: 13-7119 (2368 amino acids)
Cellular component (GO): cytoplasm
Molecular function (GO): guanyl-nucleotide exchange factor activity; protein binding
Source: RefSeq, a predicted model, not a curated record
GGAGGAGGGAGGAUGAAUAAUCCGGUGGAUGGAGGAGGAGAAGCGGGCCCGGACGGCCUGGCGACGGCAGGCUCGGGCAAAGCAGAGAGCGUUCGAGCAGUUGACGUCUUGACGGUGCUCAGAGAGAAAGUGGCCUUUGUUUCAGGUGGGCGGGACAAACGUGGCGGACCAAUCCUGACCUUCCCUGCCAGGACCAAUCAUGAUCGAAUAAAACAGGAAGACCUCAGCCGGCUGGUCACGUACCUGUCGACCAUACCAAGUGAGGAUGUGCGAGCCCGGGGCUUCACCGUGGUCGUGGACAUGCGGGGCAGUAAGUGGGACAGCGUGAAGCCGGUUCUACGGACGCUGCAGGAGUCAUUCUCCUCAAACAUCCACACUGCGCUGCUCAUUAAACCCGACACCUUCUGGCAGAAACACAAGACCAACCUAGGCAGUGCCAAGCUCAGCUUCGAGACAAGUCUCGUAUCAGUGGAGGGUCUGUCCCGCCUUGUCGACCCCUCCCAGCUGACAUCUGACCUCGGCGGCUCGUUGGAGUACGACCAUGUGGAGUGGACCGAGCUGCGUCUGGGUCUGGAGGAGUUCUCUGGGGCCGCCACGCAGCUGCUGGCCCAGCUGGACCAGCUGGAGGCCGGACUGAACCGCAUACCAGAGCCCCAGGACGUGGAUGAGGCCCGCAAACUCCUGGAGGAACACGGACGCCUCCGGAACACCAUCACCACCGCACCUGUGGACGCCCUGGAAAGAGAGGGGCGGAGCUUGCUCCAGCGAAUGCGCCUAGGUCCCUCUCAUGGUGAUUCUUCAACGGAGGGCGGCGGUGGGGGCGGUAGUCACGGGAGCUGGCUGUCUGGCGGAGCCGACUUCCAGAGCGUGGCUCCAAAGGUCUCGUCCUUGCUGGACCGGAUGCAGGCAGCUCGAACUCACCUGCUGCAGAGCUGGAGUGAUAAGAAGUUACACCUGGACCAGGCACUGCAGCUACACCUGUUUGAGCAGGAUGCCACCAAGAUGUCAGAGUGGAUCGCCCACAGUAAGGAUCUGUUCGUGCAGAGUCUGGCGGAGGUCGGUCAGAACCACCAGCAUGCCCUCGACCUCCAGACGCAACACCAGCACUUCACCGCCAACUGCAUGAAUGGCAGCGUGAAUGUGGACAGCGUAGUUACCGUGGCGGCGAGGCUGGCAGAGGCGGGCCACUACGGGGCGGAGCGUAUUGCCCUGGUGUCGUCACGGUUACAAGAAGACUGGAAGUCCCUGACAACAGCACUAGAGGAACGUAGCAACACACUCGCCAUGGCAACAGGCUUCCAUCAGGGAGCGGAGCAGUUCCUGCUCAAAGUGGAGGGGUGGGUCCAGGCAUGCUCUGAAGGCUCGUUGCCAACGGCAACAGCAGAGCUGGAGGCUGCGACAAAGAAACACCAGGAGCUGAAUGAGGAAAUCUCUGCCAACUACACACAGGUCAGUGAGAGCGGUAAAGCUUUAUUGGACGUCCUCCAGCGCUGCUCACCGUCUGAAUCUGACGACUCCACGACCAAACCAGACUUUACGUCCGCCACACACGGCAUCAUGGGAGUUCUGCACCAGGUCAUGCAGGGUCACCAUGAGGUGGAGGGGGCGUGGCAGCACCGUAAGCUCCGCCUGCACCAGCGUCUGCAGCUGUGCGUGUUCCAGCAGGAUGUGCGACAGGUGUUGGACUGGGUGGAGCAGCACGGCGAAGUUUUCCUGAACAAACACAGCGGCGUAGGGAAGUCUCUGCACCGAGCACGGGCGCUGCAGAAACGCCACGAUGACUUCCAGCAGGUCGCACAGAACACUUACACUAAUGCGGAGAAGCUUCUGGAAGCUGCCGACCAGCUGGCUCAGUCCGGAGAGUGUGAGGAGGAGGAGAUCUACCAGGCGGCCCGAGACCUGGAGCUCCGUAUGCAGGCGUUUAUUCAGAGAGUUGAACAGAGGAAGCUGCUGCUGGAUCUGGCUGUGUCGUUCUACACUCACACCAAGGAGCUCUCGGCAUGGAUGGACGGCGUCCAGAAGCAGCUCUCCUCAGACGUCCCGGUGUGUCCGGACUCCGUCGAAGCGCUGCAGACGUUGAUCUCUCAGCAGCAGACGCAGCAGGUCAACACCCAGGAAGCGGCGAUGAGCGUCAUCCGGGAAGGAGAGGACCUCAUCCUGCAACUCAGGCCCCAGGGCAGCUCGGUGGGCCAUGUGGAGACGGUGCUGCAGCAGCUGGAGGAGUCUCACGUUCAACUGGAGGAACUUUUCCACCAGAGGAAGAUCAGAUUAGAUGUUUACCUUCAGCUCCGCAUCCUGCACCAGUGCACGCUGGAGGUGACCGGGGAAAUGGAUGCCUGGAAGCAGGACCUCCAGAAACAGUCCCAGGACUUCUCUGCAGAGAAACUGGCGACCCCACGACUCGCUGAGACAAACCAGGACAAGCUUGCUCCAGAAAAGCUGGCGCUGGGACAGGCACGGCUAGUGGAGGCUAGCCCUGAGGUGCUAACGCUAGCACAGCAGCGCAUCCACAGGCACAUGGAGCGGAGGCUGGCCAUGAACAACAUGAUCUAUGAGGUCAUCCAACAAGGUCACGACCUUCAGCAGUACAUCACUGAAGUCCAGGCGUCUGGUAUCGAGCUGUCAGAGGCAGAGGGGGGGCUAACCUCACAGGUGGAGGAGCUACAGCGCCUCCUGCAGGACAAACAGAAGGAGCUGCAGCAGAUAGCAGAUCACACACACACUCACCUGGAGCAGAACCUGCAGCUGAGACACCUGCAGAGCCAGGUCAAACAGGUGCUCGGCUGGAUCUCGGAGGGCGAGGUCAUGUUAUCGUCCUGCAUGUUGAACUCCAGCUGUUUAUCUGAAGCUGAGCAGCUGCAAAGGGAGCAUGAGCGCCUCCAGCAGGCCAUAGAGGGUCUGCUGCACGCCGACUCCCUACAGAGGACUCACCAGGUGGCUCUGGCUCUGCAGCAGAGAGCAGAGCUGCUGGUCCGGUCUGGUCACUAUGAUCCAGAUGCAGUGCGGUCCUGUGCCCAGACGGUGGCGCUGCACUGGCAGACUCUGAUGCUGAGGAUAGAGGACAGACUCAAACUGGUGAACGCCUCCGCAGCUUUCUACAGGACGUCCCAGCAGGUGUGCGGCGUCCUGGAGAGUCUGGAGCAGGAGUACCGCAGGGAGGAGGACUGGUGUGGGGGCGGAGACCGGCAGCCGGAGCAACUGCUGCCGCUCAUUAACAAACACAUGGAGCAGAAAGAGGCGUUCCUGAAGGCCUGCACUCUGGCCAGAAGGAACGCCGAGGUUUUCCUCAAGUACAUCCACAGAAACAGUGUCACCAUGGCGAACAUCUCAGGCCACAGCGUCACCGUUUCCGGUGUCAGUGAGGUCACCGGACACUCCAGGGUACCGGAGCAGCAGGUCAAAGGUAUCCUCAGUGAGCUGCUCCAGAGGGAGAACCGAGUCCUUCAUUUCUGGACUUUAAAGAAACGCCGUCUGGAUCAGUGUCAGCAGUACCUCAUGUUCCAGACCCACGCCCAGCAGGCUAUGGAUUGGCUGCAGCAGUCAGGUGACCACUACCUGGCCACGCACACGUCAGCGGGGGCGUCGGUGGCAGAGACCCAGGAGCUCCUGAACCAGCACCGGGAGUUCUGCGUGUCAGCCAAGCACACCCAGGAGAAGGUCCACCUGCUGAUCCAGUUAGCUGAGAGCAUGCUGGCUAAAGGCCACGCCCACCGCACAGAGCUCCGCCGCUGCGUCUCCACCGUGGAUAAGCGUUACCGGGACUUCACCGUCAGGAUGGGACAGUACCGCCACAUACUGGAGACAGCGCUGGGAGGAUGCUCGCAGGACAACAAGGACCUAGAACUGGAGCUGAUCCCAAACAGUCUGUCUGACUCGGACCCUGAGGUGAACCUGUCCGACCCAAGUCAUCAGGUCAGCGACGAGAAGAGACGAUCCGCCCGGAAGAAAGAGUACAUCAUGGCCGAGCUCCUGCAGACAGAGAGAGUCUACGUCAGAGACCUGCAGGAGUGCAUCGAGACAUACCUGUGGGAGAUGACCAGUGGAUCAGAGGACGUCCCGACAGGGCUCAGCAACAAGGACGACAUCGUGUUUGGGAACAUCCAGGACAUCUACGAGUUCCACAACAGUAUUUUCCUGAAAGAGCUGGAAAACUACGAGCAGCUUCCUGAGGACGUGGGCCACUGCUUCGUCACCUGGGCCGAUAAGUUCCACAUGUACGUGACGUACUGCAGGAACAAACCCGACUCCAGUUUACUCAUCCAGCAGCACGGCGUCGGAUUCUUCGAGGAGGUCCAGAGGAGACACGGCCUAGCUAACUCCAUCUCCUCGGCUCUCAUCAAACCGGUGCAGAGGAUCACCAAAUACCAGUUGCUCCUGAAGGAGCUGCUGGCGUGCUGCGAGGAGGGGAAAGGUGAGAUUAAAGAAGGCCUCGACGUCAUGCUGAGCGUCCCAAAGAGAGCUAACGAUGCUAUGCAUGUUAGCAUGCUGGAAGGUCUGGAGGAGGGUCUGGAGGUCCAGGGCGAGCUCCUCCUCCAGGACUCGUUCCUUGUUUGGGAGCCGAAGUCUCUGAUCAGGAAGGGGCGGGACCGACACCUCUUCCUGUUUGAGCUGUCACUCAUCUUCAGCAAAGAAAUCAAAGACUCGUCAGGACGGACCAAAUACCUCUACAAGAGCCGGCUGAGGACCUCUGAGCUCGGCGUGACGGAGCACAUCGAGGGCGAUCCCUGUAAAUUCGCCCUGUGGGUCGGACGGACGCCGACGUCAGACAACAAGACCGUCCUGAAGGCCUCGUCCUUGGAGCUGAAGCAGGAGUGGGUCCGCAGCAUUCGGCAGGUGAUCCAGGAGAGGCGGGGUCACCUGCGGGGGGCUCUGAGGGAGCCCAUCCCCCUCCCAAAGACACCAAACCCCACGCUGGGGCGGCAGCGCAGCAUCAGCCGCAGGGAGACGAGCGAGGAUGCCGACAGUCUGGGUGAUGCCAGCAGUCAGCCCGACACCGUCUCCAUCGCCUCCAGAACGUCACAGAACACGGCUGACAGCGACAAGCUGUCCGGAGGCUGUGAGUUAGUGGUCGUCUUGUUGGAUUUCUCCUCUGGGGGGACCGGAGAGCUCAGCGUUCGCUGUGGUCAGACGGUGGAGCUGGUGGAGCGCUCUGCAGACCGGCCUGGGUGGUGUCUGGUCAGGACAACAGAUCAGUCACCGCAGCAGGAGGGUUUACUGCCGAUGAGCGCCCUCUGUCUGUCACACUCCCACAGUGCAGCCGACAUGGAGGGGCUCGUCCCGGCAUCCACCACAUCCUCCAGCACGUCCUCGACAUCAACGACCACCUCCUCCACUUUUAACUCCACUGCCACCACCUCGUCCUCCGCCACCAUCUCUAACUCAUCCUCCACCGUCAGCGCUGGGAGGGAUUCAGGUCUGUAUGGAUCUGAAGGUUCAGCUCUGAACAUUCAGACGACACAAAGUGCCACCUCUCCCACAGUGUGUGGAGUUGGCAGCACUCCAGGGGGCGCCGUGGGUUCGCCAGGACCAAAACGCACCGUCUCUGGAACCGGGAACACCCUAAAGCGCUGGUUAACCAGUCCUGUCAGGAGGCUGAGUCAAGGAAAAGCUGAUGGACAGAAGAAGCCACCAAUCAGAACGAGGAGGCGGGACAACAGGCCUGAGAUCACGCCACUCACUGGCAAUGCACAGACGAAGGCGAGGAAGGAGGAUGCCAGCCAAAGUGGAGGAGAGGAGGAGCCAGAGGAAGAAAGCCACACCCCUCUACCACCACCCAUGCAGAUCAUCAAAGAUCCAAACAACCCCGAGGCUCUGGAUUCAGAUCAGGGCUCCAACGAGUCAGACACAGAGCAGAGAAAUAAAGCUCUCAGAGGACGAAUGUUCGUGGUUAACGAGAUGGUCCAAUCAGAGAAGGACUACGUGAAGGACCUGGGUGUGAUCGUGGAGGGCUUCAUGUCGAGGUUAGAGGUCCGAGGGAUCCCUGAGGACAUGAGAGGAAAAGACAAGAUCGUCUUUGGAAACAUCCAGCAGAUCUACGACUGGCACAGAGAUUUCUUCCUGGUGGAGUUGGAGCGUUGUGUUCAGAAUCACGACCUGCUGGCUGACCUCUUCAUCAGACAUGAGCGCCGUCUGCACAUGUACAUUGUUUACUGUCAGAACAAGCCGAGGUCAGAGUUCAUCGUCAUCGAGUAUGAGACCUUCUUUGAGGAGAUCCAGCACGAGAUCAGCUGCAGGAUGUCGAUCAGUGAUUAUCUGAUCAAACCCAUCCAGAGAAUCACAAAGUACCAGCUGCUGCUCAAGGAUUUCCUGAAGUACACGUCUAAAGCAGGACUGGACUGUGAGGAGAUCGAGAAAGCUGUUGAGCUGAUGUCGUUGGUGCCAAAGCGUUGCAAUGACAUGAUGAACCUGGGACGCCUGCAGGGAUACGAGGGGAAGUUGACGUCUCAGGGGAAGCUUCUGCAGCAGGAGACAUUCUGUGUUUGGGAGCAGGACGGAGGAGUUUUAUCUCGCAGUAAAGAGAGGAGAGUUUUCCUCUUCGAGCAGAUCGUCAUUUUCAGCGAACUGAUGCGCAAAGGCUCCAACAACCCGGGAUACCAGUUCAAGAACAGCAUCAAGGUGAGUUACCUGGCCAUGCAGGAAAGUGUGGACGGGGACCCCUGUAAGUUUGUGUUAUGGUCUCGGGGCUCAGCGGAGCGAUUUACGCUGCAGGCGUCCUCCACCAGCAUCAAGAUGACCUGGACAGAGACCAUCGCCACGCUGCUGGAUGCCCAGAACAACUUCCUGUCUGCUCUUCAGUCUCCCAUUGAAUACCAGAGGAAAGAGGGCGGGAUUACAGUGACCAGACCACUAUCGUCAGGGCGACCUCCCUCAGCUCCACCAACGCCAAAUGGCCACGCCACUCAGCCUCAACCAGACAGCGAGCAGGACGACCAGGAACUCGUCCUCGUCAUGCAGGACUUCGUGGCGGUGCGGGAGGAUGAGAUCUCUGUGUUUCGAGGGGAGAAGGUUCAGAUUCUGGCGUCCAACCAGCAGGGUCAGAGUCUGGUGUACCGGCCGGCGAACAGCGACUCUCCGGCCGCUGAGGGCUGGGUGCCACGGAGCGUGCUCAACACACACUGACACACAAACACAACUAACUACACACAAUGACAGCAGGGUCAGAGUCUGGUUUACGACUGCUACACACCCACGUAAAUAUGGCGAGACAACGGGGCCAAAGGCAUGCUGGGAAACGAAGGAAGUGAAGCUUGUCCAGAUAUAGAAUACCCAAAAGCUACGAGACCUUAGAGGUUCUGGUUAGAUGUGAAUUGUUGGGGCAUUUUCACACCUAACGAUCAUUUGAACUUGCAGAGAUGUUUACACAUGGACCCAAACGUGAGAUGCACAAGGAAAAUGCUCUCUGAUUGGUCUGAAUUUCUUGCAGAAGAUGUAAGCAAAUGCUAUGUUUGGUUUUCGUCUGAAGUCAGAUGCAAGAGUAUGCAAAGUACCGAAGCUUGUCCGAGUUAUUCAGCCGGAAUUACGAGUUCAAGGAGAAUUUUGUAUUGACGUAUCUGACUGGCAUCUUGGAAUUUCCGAGUUCUGAGAUGAACUGGAAUGCACCAAAAGAGCAGCUGGGUUGGGUCAUUCCUGACUGUGGCUUCUAGCAUUGUUGGUAUAUUUUUUUGACAGAACGAGGGAGAAAAUCUGUUAAAAAGUGGCACUGCAAGCCUGCUCCACCUUACAAGUACAAAAUGAGGAGGUCUAGAGAGGGAAAAAAGCACAAUAAGGCACAGGUGGAGAAAAAAGAGGCAAAAAUUUCAGCUGAUCAUCAGUUCUAUUGUAACCCAGUUUACCGAUAAGUUGUGUGAAUGACACUGCAGACCGUAGUCUAUGUUAACAGACUAAAGAUCUCCAAACACUCUGAAUGUUCCAGUGUUCAUUUUUUUCCUUUCCAUGAGGAAGACAAGACUAAAGCUAAAAACACAUCUUUUAGGAUAAGUUGGCUUACUUUUCCACAAGUAGGGAGGAGAGAGGGAAGGGGAGCAAUCGCACUGCAGCGGAAUGUGAAAGCAGCCAUCAUUGACUGAAGCUAAAGAAUUUAAAAUCUUAAGACUAAAACUGUAACUGAAUUAAAUAUAGUUGCCAAGAUAACACUGGUACAUUCAGUGUGCAGUGAUGUGUGCGCGUCUGCUCCUCAUCCUCACUGUUCUAUCAUAGUCAAUAAACAGGACGACUAAUCCGAACUGAUUACUUAGUAAAAAAUAUUAGUUUGAGUCAGCUAGGGGUAAGUUAAUGGGACGUGUCGGGCUUAGAGCAGACUAUGCUGCCUAAACCUAACCUUAGCCCGCCCCUGUUCAUUUUAACCAAACUAGUUAGGUGUGAAAAUGCCCUUACAAGUUUGAGCAAUCUUGGGGUCUUCUGUAGACUGUAGACAUUUCAGCUGAAGAGAAGCAGAAAAAACUACAGGUCAAAUCUAGAGCUUGACAGUUCUACCGGGCUCUGAGCGGUCUCCUUGUGGCCCCGUUUACUCAGCAGUAUUUAAACACCUCCACACCUACAGACACUCAGCAGCAGGUACUGUUAGUCUCCUCCCUCCAGGUGCUUCAACACUCAGCCAAAACACACCUCCGGCCUCACCUCGUCCAAUCAAACGGCGCCACGAGGCCGGCCUCCAGUUUACUGCCCUGAGCAACCAAUCACACUCUGACAACAUCACAAACUGUUUCCUGUGAGUCAAUGGGAGGGAGAUCACAUGACCACAUCGCCAUCAUCAUCACCGUCAUUAUCGGGCUGAAACUCCAGGACGCAACAAGAGACACGAAAAAAAAACUCCUGGAAAAGAAGAGGUGCACGGGCCCGUCAGCCAAUCAGAACUGUGCGUGUCAUCCUGUGAAUAGUGUGUAUAAAGAGACUGCUACACUCCCACGUUAAUGCUAUGAUGAAGAUGAUGAAGAUAACUAUGAUGAAUAUGAUAAUUAAGAGUACUAGAGUCUGUUUUUCACCUCAAUAGAAAAAAAGAGAGGAACUGUUUGUCAUGUUAACGUUUGUGUGUGUGCGUCCGAGAGAGAGCCUGCGUGUGCGUGAGCGUGCGUUUGUGAUGGCGUUUUAUGUGCGUGCGUUUUUUCCACGGACAGUUAGGUGGUGUCCCGGUGUAGCGUUGCCAUGAUGACUCGUGUUUGCGGUGACACCUGAAUUUUUUGUCUUUUUAGCGAACCAGAGCUGCCGCCGUCCUCUUCCCCCUCCUUCCUUUGCAACCAACGGCGGCCCCCCAUCAUCAUGGCGGCGCCCCCCGCGUGCAGCUCCGGUUAGUUUGGAUAUUCAGAAUAUGCAUUUUCCUGUUUCUGUAUAUAGACCAGACCAACAACUGCUACUCAAAACAACUGCGGACACUGAUGCCGUCUGGCCGCCUGCCGGUCUGUCCGACGGCGACUCCACCUACUGUGACCGUCUGUUUCUACCACACCUGAACUCUACCUGUCUCUCUCUCUCUCUCUCUCUACCUCCCUGUCUCUCUCUCUCUCUUUCUGUCCGUUUCUCUGGUGCCAUUCUCAGACAACACCCCGGUCCUUAAGGAGCUACGCGGCCCGUCAAGUGCACUGCAGACGGGUUCAGGAGGGACGUAUUGCGCUAUGAAGGGUGCAGGGAGACACUUAGCCAAGUUGGAUGCCGCUUUCAUGUCAUGACAAUACGGACGAUCGUUAGGGUCAAAAAUGAGCAAGAGAAAUGAAGGAGGAGUUUUCUUUUCAUCAGGAGUUCAACAGAAUUUGUCAGAAAGGUCAGAAAAUGUCGAAAUGUUCAAAUUUACUUUGGGAGUUAAAGCUAAAACCACUUCGACUUUUCCACAAAAUUAUUUUUAACAACUGCCCCAGCGUCUCAACUCAUUCUUUAUAUUUUCACCAUUUUUCAGCAACAUUUCCACUUUUUCCUCUUAACUUGCUGUUAUCUCAACAUUUUAAACAUUUCAUCAACAUUUUUUCCCAACAUUUCCACUUUUACCUUGACAGCUUUCUGUUUUCUCAUUCUUUUUCCUCAACAUUUCCCCUUUUUAGCUUGGCAACUUGCUUUAUCCUCAUCAUUUCAACUUUUUCCUCCUAACUUUCUGUUUUCACAACAUUUUCAUCAUUUUUCAUCAAAAUUAUUUUCCAACAUUUCCACUUUCUAUUCUACUUUCUAUUCUACUUUCUAUUAACUUGUUUUCUCAUCCUUUUUCCUCAACAUUUUCGUCCACUUUUUUCCCAUGGGAACUUGCUUUUUCCUGCUUAUUGUAAACAUUUUGACUUUUCCCUGCUAACCUCCCUUUUUUUCCAAGAUUUUUCCUCAACAUUAUUCCCUAAUAUUUCUACUUGUCUCUUAACAACCUGCUUUUUCCUUGUCAUUUUCAUUAUUUUUCCUUUUCUUUUUCUCUCUACAUUUCCACUUUUUCCUCACAUCUCAACUUUUUCUUCAACAUUUUGACUUUUUCUUCACAUUUUCAGUUGUUUCUACUGUUUUUUUUUUUUUUUUUGAGAUAUAGACUUUUCCCCAAAACUCUUUGACUUUCCGACCUCUCGACAUUUUCCUUAAUAUUUUCCCUUUUUGUUCUUUAAUUAUAUUUCCACUUAUUUCUUGACUUUUCCAUUCUUUCAAUAAUAAUCAUUUUACAUUUUGGCUUUUUCACAUAAAACUUCAACCCUUUUUUCAUCAUUUAGAUGUUUUCAGUGACUUCAUAAAUGAGAGUAUUUCUAACUCACUUUUUCUUCCUCAUAUCUGACUGUAACACUCGUCCGUAUGCAGGAGCUUCCUGAACUUCAAAUACUGUAAAAUCCUCUAACAAGGCACUGGGUUUGUACUAAAAAGUCUGCAGAGCCAAAGGAGCAUUUUUCUGUUUAAAGAUAUUUAAAUCUGGUUUAAAAGUGGAGUUAAAAAAAAAAAACUCCUUAAAGACAUCUCUGUUUAUACCAUAUUUAGCUGAAAAAUCUACAUCAGAAAAAAACUAUGUCUCAGAGUUUUUCAUAGUUUGUUCAUUUUUGCAUUAAUGUCAAUAAAAUAAAAAAUUGUGCAGUGUUAGGUUAAACCCAUCAUAUCACAACAUUCUUUUCUCUCACAGAAAAAUCAAAAUAUUUUGAAGGUUCAAAAUCUCUGGAGUUAUUUCAGUUUUAGACAUUAAAUUAAAGAUAAUAAAAUGGUAAAUAGAUGUUAAACCAGUGUUGAGCGUCUAUAAACAGAAAAUUGCUCGCUGGAGUGACCGAACGAGAACUCCUCAGGUUCUAUCUUUACGGUACUUAAAUUCAAACUUUCUCUGUCCAUGCACUGUAAUUCUGAAGAAAUGAAACAACUGCAUGUCCACAUGACAUGAACUCUGCAUUCAUCAGGUGUGUGAAACUUCAAAAAAGGACGCUACCUUGUUCCCUGUGCAGGAAUGGAAAAAUGUAUUGUUGUCAACAUGUCAAUGUUGUGUUUGGGAAUGCUUAAAGAGAGUAGAAACUAAGAAAAGUAAUGUCUAUGGGGUCCAAUAUUUAAAAAAUGUUAUAAAUGUCACAACGUGUGAACUUGAAGUGCACCAGAAUAAGGUUUUCACCAUACUGGAAUAUAAAACUGUGAAAACCAAACAAUGUUGGUACCUGUUUGAUACCACUGCAUCAAAAACAGAAGUCCUAGAUGACCAAGAGUGGCUGGUUUAUUGAUUUUAUUCCCAGAUAUUGCAAGCAAAACCCUGAACCAUGUCUGAAUUGCACAAUUUCAUUGCAGAUGUCUGUGGUAUCAAAAAGGUAUGAACAUUUUGACAACCUCUCACCAUAAGGAUUUAGGAUGGAUGUGGAGCACUACAAAGGAUGCAAGAUGGGGAUAGUGCACUUCUAAGGAUGCAUUAUAAGGAGCUGGUGCACUUUUUAGGGUUUAGGGUGAAGGAUAAUACACUAUGAAGGGUAUAGGAUGCAACAAAGAACACUAAAGAAGAUUCCAGAGUAAAAAAGAAUGCUUUUAAGAGUAUAAAGUCAAACAUAGUGCACUACUAAAAGUCUAAGAGCAAAGGUAGUGCCCUAAGCAGGGCGUCAGGUGUAAAAUAGCACACUAUGGAGGGCCUAAUGUUGGAGGUAGUGCACUAAGAAGGAUGUAGCUCAGAAAGCAAUGCACUAUAAAGAUUAAAGGUGGAGUGUAGUGCACUAUGGCGUGUUAAGGGUGGAAAUAGUGCACUACAAAAGGCAUAGGGUGCUGUUUGAGAUCUAGCCUUGUUGCCGUUUUGGCAAACCCAACUAACCAAUCGAACAGUGUUAUUUGUACAGAACUAACAGCUGCUAACUGACUGCUAACAGCUCUCUGUCGUUGUUUGUAAUAAACUUCAU